GCUGUGAUCCACGCACCUGGCUCCUCCCUUGAUCACACCAUUCCCAAGAUCAUCAUCCCCAGUUCUCCCAGCUUCUAGGGAUAAAAAUAAUAAAUCCCAUUCUUCUGCUUUUUAGAACUGCCCACAUAUCUCACUUGGCUUUCUCUUUUUCAGUUAUCUUAUGGAAUUCCAUUUCCCUCACCCGGAUUUCUUCCAUGUGUGCCCAGACACCUGCCUUGGCUUCCAAAGUAAAUGCUAUUAUUUUUCUGAGGCUGAGGGCAACGGGACUGCAAGUCGGGAAAGGUGCAAGGCCCUGGGAGCUUCACUGGCCAUCAUAAGCACCAUGGAUGAACUGAUUUUCAUUAUAUGCUAUAAGGGCGAAGCAAACCACAGCUUGCAAAAGAGGAACAGCAAGUUUGAGGUGCAGGGUAGUGGGCCAUGUGCAUAAUUGAGCCAAGGGAGGAUCAGCUCAUCCUUGAUCCCCACCAAUAACAACUGGGUCUGCAGCAGACCUGACAACUAUGUCCUCUGGAAGGGAAAAGAGACCCUGUAA
This is a messenger RNA of Lepidothrix coronata (blue-crowned manakin), 532 nucleotides long. RefSeq names its product C-type lectin domain family 2 member E-like. Lineage: Eukaryota; Metazoa; Chordata; Aves; Passeriformes; Pipridae. The record is from RefSeq and is a predicted model, not a curated record. The transcript has 3 exons.